ACUUUUGUUUUGUUCCUUUUUCGCUUCAAUUUCACGCUUUUUUCCUAAAUUCGAUUCUGUGCUUUGUUAAAAUCCUCAAACUCGUUUUUCAAAAGGUUUGAUUUUUUUUUUUCCGAUGAGAUCUCCGACUAAGACGACACCGUCGAUGUCUCCAUCUUCAAUUUCGACGGUGAAAUCUCCACCUCCGUCUGAUACUUCAAUGGCCAUAGUAGCUUUCGACAAUUCCACUGGUCACCUCUCUUCGUCUCCAUCGUCGCCACAUUCUCUUGAUCAUUCCAGUGAAUCGGAGAAGGAAGAUGAGAAAUGUAAACCCGAGAGUAGGAGAAACCAAAAUCAUUUGAAGAUUGAGGAGACCCCAUCUCCGAUUGUGGUGGUUCACAAUCACAAUCACAAUCACAAUCGCUCUGUUAAAGAAGUGGUGACGACGAGGAAGAGUGCGAGAGUUGGUUCAGGGAGAAGUAGUGGGCAACGAUCUGGAGCUGUUUCGGCUAUCUUGAGAAGGUCUAGGAGGGAAGAGGUUGUAAAGUUUUCAGCUUUAGGGUUUCGGUUAAGUGAGGUUGUGUUGGCUUUGAUUUCGUUCUCAAUCAUGGCUGCUGAUAGAACUCAAGGUUGGAGUGGUGAUUCUUUCGAUCGUUACAAGGAGUACAGGUUUUGUCUGUCUGUGAACGUGGUUGCUUUUGUUUAUGCUAGUUUUCAAGCAUGUGACUUAGCGUACCAUCUGGUCAAAGAGAAGCACUUGAUUAGCCAUCACCUUCGACCUCUGUUUGAGUUCAUCAUAGAUCAGGUACUUGCAUAUCUGCUUAUGUCUGCAUCAACAGCAGCAGUGACUCGCGUAGAUGAUUGGGUUUCAAACUGGGGAAAAGACCAAUUCACUGAGAUGGCGAGUGCCUCGAUUGCUAUGUCCUUCUUAGCCUUCCUUGCCUUUGCUUUCAGUUCCCUCAUUUCAGGUUAUAACCUCUUUAACCAAGACUCUCUGUGAUCCUCCCUACUUCUUUUUGUAUAGCUUUCCACACUCCCUUGUGUGAAUGUAUAAUAAGAAAAAAAAGAUCAAUAUAUAUCUUAGCAUUGUAAUUAUUGUUAUAAUAUUAUUGAAUUUUUGUAGACUAUAAACGUUUCCCAAAACUAUGUAAUCUUUGAGGUUAGUAAGAGAAGGUUAGUAAGAGAAGCAUAAACCCUA
Messenger RNA from Camelina sativa (false flax), 1177 nucleotides. Its product is annotated as CASP-like protein 4A3. Lineage: Eukaryota; Viridiplantae; Streptophyta; Magnoliopsida; Brassicales; Brassicaceae. The record is from RefSeq and is a predicted model, not a curated record.